This is a messenger RNA of Episyrphus balteatus (marmalade hoverfly), 3947 nucleotides long. Its product is annotated as potassium voltage-gated channel protein Shaw. Gene Ontology annotation, biological process: protein homooligomerization; potassium ion transmembrane transport. Gene Ontology annotation, molecular function: delayed rectifier potassium channel activity; protein binding. Gene Ontology annotation, cellular component: dendrite membrane; neuronal cell body membrane; axon. The transcript has 12 exons. The record is from RefSeq and is a predicted model, not a curated record. Lineage: Eukaryota; Metazoa; Arthropoda; Insecta; Diptera; Syrphidae. The coding region runs from base 1193 to 3655 and encodes 820 amino acids.
GUAUUUUUUUUUUCAGUGAGAUUUUUUAAAAGUAUUAUCAUUUAAACAAAGAAAAUAAAUAGUUUUCGAUAGAAAAAUCUUUAACGUUGAACAACGUUGAGCUCCAUUUGAAAACUGUAUAAAUCUAUUAAAAUGCAUGCAGAUCUUUAUUUCUAAUAUAAUGUAAUCACGUUGGGUGCCACUUUCAAGGAAUUAUUUAAUAUCUGGUGCUAAGGGCUUAGCUGUGAAACCUAUUUGCAAAAAAAAACUUGAAAAUAAUUCCAAGGAAAAAAAAAAGAGGAAGAGGCAAGGAAAACUUUAUUCUUAUAAAAACCCUUUCUGACACGAGAAAGUUCUAAAAACUCCUUAAGAAGGUUGUCUUAAAUCGAUUGCUUUGUUUUUCUCUAAAAAUACCUUUCAAAAGUCUUCAUAAAUGAUAUGUAUAAAAGCCUUUUUCAGAUAUUAUAGAUCCCACGUUGGGCGCCAUUUAAGUUAUUUUCGUACAAUAAUCCUUCUACCUUCAUCAUCGUCAGCUCACAUCAAGUGCAGAUGUUAAGUGAGAAUUAUAACUGCCUUAACUUUGAAAAGCCAUUACUAUUUAUUGUGUUUUUUUUGUUGUUUAUCAGAAUGAAAGUGGGUUUUCUACAUUUUCUAGUUGAUUCAAUUUAUUGAAUGCAAACACACAUUAAUCAUUUUGACAAACACUUACGCACACACACAAACUUGGUCAACCACAAAUCUGUCAACAAAUAAACACCACGAGCUGAAUAAAGAUGAUCUCUGACUCGAAGGGCGGUAUCUUAUUUAUUAAAUAAAUAAAGAAAGAGGAGGUGAGCAGGUUAAAUCAAGAAGAGAGUGAAUGAGUUGUGGCAUAUGAUAAGGAAGCUGAUGGGUUGCCUCAAACAUACACACACCUCAACAUAACCUAUGUAUAUUUAUUUGACAAGUAACUGUUUUUGGUAGAUUUACAAUUACAGUUUUGUGAAGUGUAUCAAAUAAUGCACAUGAACGCACACAUUGUGAUGUGGUGAUGAUAAUGUAAAUGAUUGUGACGACGACCCGGAAUAUUAUUAUUUCGUGUGCUGUAUUAUAAGAUUGUGUGUGCGUAUCCAUCAGGGUAAAUUUUGUGCUAUGGAAUUUGAUGAGCAAGCAGUUUGCUGAAGCUAAAAGCUGUGAGUUGUUGGGUAACAACUGAUAUGCGGACAUCAUCAACAUGGAUGGCGAGAAUCGGAUUAUCCUUAAUGUUGGUGGAAUAAGAUAUGAAACGUACAAAGCAACUCUCAAGAAAAUUCCUGCCACCCGACUCUCCAGACUAACAGAGGCCUUGGCCAAUUACGAUCCGGUGCUAAAUGAGUACUUUUUUGACAGACAUCCGGGUGUAUUUACGCAAAUCCUCAACUACUACAGAACAGGCAAACUACACUAUCCGACAGAUGUCUGUGGACCAUUAUUCGAGGAGGAGUUGGAAUUCUGGGGACUGGAUUCAAAUCAGGUAGAACCAUGCUGUUGGUCAACAUAUAGUAUACAUCGAGAUACACAAAAUACUUUAGCAAUUUUAGAUAAAUUAGAUAUUGAAAAUGAAAAACCAUCAGAGGAACAAAUUGCACGAUUAUUUGGUUUCGAAGAAGCCCUCAGUAAUGGUGAAUUAAAUUGUUGGCAACGAAUUAAGCCGAAAGUGUGGGCUCUGUUCGAUGAGCCAUCAAGUUCAACAGCAGCAAAAAUUGUAGCUAGCAUGUCGGUGUUCUUCAUAUUCGUUUCUGUGAUAUCAUUCUGCUUGAAAACACAUCCGGGGUUUCGGGUCGAUUUCCCCCCCGAUGGGUCACCUCUAUCAUCGUCGACCUCAUCAAUACCUCUUACGACCACAUCUAAUAACAAUAAUUCACCAUCAUCAGUAUUCAAUAUGACAUUUGUUAAUCUAUCAAAUGUCAUCAACAACCAACUUAACAACAACAACACAACAACUAGAAAAGCAGACUUUACUGCCACCAGCAAUUUAAGCAGCAUAUUUGUCGAUUCGUCCAAUCUCACGUAUAAAAGUUCCAAUCGAAAACGUUUAAAACGUUCCAUCUUCAAUGGCAGCGAUUUAAAUCAGUUUUUCGAACAAAAAAUUCUCGGCGGUACACCACAUCAUCAUGGAUGGCAUGAAUCUUAUGGUCAUCCGCAUGGAGCAUUUUUUUACGUGGAAUUGGUGUGUAACGUUUGGUUUUUCAUUGAAGUUAUUAUAAGGCUAAUUGUUUCACCAAAUAUUUGGCAAUUUAUCAAAUCGCCAGUAAAUAUUAUCGACUUUACAGCCACUUUAAGUUUCUAUACAGACGUUAUGCAAAGAAUGGGUGAACACACAGGACUGCUGGAAGCAUUUUCAAUAGUUCGUAUUAUGAGACUUUUCAAGCUAACCAGACACUCGCCGGGAUUGAGAAUAUUGAUACAUACAUUUAAGGCGUCGGCAAAAGAACUAACGCUGUUGGUGUUCUUUUUGGUGCUUGGUAUUGUCUUCUUCGCUAGCUUAGCUUACUAUGCGGAGAAGUUGCAGGACAACCCAGAAAAUCAGUUUAAAAGCAUUCCAUUAGGUCUCUGGUGGGCCAUCGUCACGAUGACAACCGUUGGCUACGGAGAUGUGGCGCCUAAAACCUAUCCGGGAAUGUUUGUAGGCGCUCUAUGCGCCUUAGCCGGUGUAUUGACGAUAGCACUACCAGUACCUGUUAUUGUUAGCAACUUCUCCAUGUUUUAUUCUCAUACUCAGGCUCGUUCAAAACUCCCCAAAAAACGUCGGCGUGUUUUGCCCGUCGAACAGCCGCGUCGCAAACGCGAACAAGGACCACCGGCACGUCGCACCAAUGCCAUCAAACAACAACAACAUCAUCCUCAUCCGCCUGCAACAUUAGUUGCAUCCUCACAUCCGCCACCCAUAUUCAAGGAUCCAUUUGGCAGUGCAAAAAUAGGCAAUGUGAAUGGAAUUAAUGUUAUAGGAUUAAGUAUUCAAGGGCCGUCAGUGCCUCUAGCCGCUGUUCUUAAAUCACCACCAACAGGAAUACCGCCGCACUCUGACUACUUGAGUGUGCCACCAGUACAAAGUCUUCAACCGAGGGCGGCAACAACCGGACAUGACUUUAUGCUGCCACUGCAACCAAAGCUGCUAGCACCCUUGGAGCGAAAGGAGCAUCCUUUGCAGUUGUCACCACAGCAAAUGGCAGCUGACAGCCAAGCAGCCGAUUGCAUGCAACAACUUCACAGCAACAUUUUCACAAGCACCGGCAGCAACAACAACAACAGCAGUCGAGUUCAUUUGAAUACUACAGCGCCACCGUGUUCCCUGGAACGACUACCCCCACCACCGCCAUUCUUUAAUGGCACUUUAACAACUGUGGGUGGUGGUGUUGGUGGUGGUGGCAAUAUCAACAAUGGCAGUGUAAGUGUUGUCAAUAUUGCUGGUGGUGGUGGCACUGUUGGUGGUGGUGGUGUUGGUGGUCCUUCAGCUAUUAGCUACUCCUCAAUGUUGACACGAACUCCGAACCUUAGUAUUCGACCGACAAGUGCCGGUUGCAAUAUCACCAUCGCUGUCAACUCGGCCACACCAGAAAAAAUCAAUCCUAUAGACCAGCAGCCUAAAGUAACUCUGCGAAAGGACAGCGGCGACGGUGACUUACAAGAAGAAUCUGACAGCUCACCGAAUGAUUGAUUGUGGGAAAUUGUUAUUUAGAGACAUUUAAAAAUCUCUUUUUAACAACAAAACUUACAAACUCUGACAUUUUUAUUGACCUUUUUCCGUAUCACGUAUUGUAAUUUAAGUGAAUAUUAAAACAAAAAAAAAAAAGAAAUACAAUUUUUCACCAAAAAAAAAGUUGUAUUUUAGAAGAAACAAACAAAAAAGAUAAACAGAAAAAGAAAAAUCACAAUUUGUAUACAACUUAAAAAGAAAACCAAACAAAAAAAUCACUUAAAAUAAAAAUUUAAUAUUUAAAUUUUUUUUG